Molecule: messenger RNA, 1329 nt
Organism: Conger conger (European conger)
Lineage: Eukaryota; Metazoa; Chordata; Actinopteri; Anguilliformes; Congridae
Product: alpha-1,3-galactosyltransferase 2-like
Exons: 6
Coding region: 1-1329 (442 amino acids)
Biological process (GO): carbohydrate metabolic process
Cellular component (GO): Golgi apparatus; vesicle; membrane
Molecular function (GO): hexosyltransferase activity
Source: RefSeq, a predicted model, not a curated record
AUGGAAGGGAGAGAGGAAGAGGGGCUGGAAGAAGCGGUGACAGAAACGGCCCUUGUCAUGUCUGCGGAGAAGAAGGACAUUGGGCACGAGACUGUCCCAGGAAAUACAAAGGACAGGGCGGAGGAGACCAAAGACUGGGUGAAAGAGGCGGGCAAGAAUGGCAAUGCGCCCCACGGGGCCGGGGCACAACCGCACGACUUGGUGGAGGAAAGACGCAGUGGGACUACACUCACCCUGACGAGGGCGGAGGAAACGGUCUUCCACGCGGCGGAAAAGCAACGGGCGGACCAGGACCGGAGCCAGCACAAGCUCACUCCCCAUUGGAGGAACAGCGAGGACGCUGAGGGCGGACAACUGAAAAACUGUUUGGGACUCAGCAUAUUGUUUGGUGUUCUGUUACCGUUCAUCGUGUUUGUGAGGUUUUCUGAAAGCCCUCUGAGGAAAUAUCAGCUUCCUCCUGCUGCAAAGCCAGAACCUGGAGACCAUGUAGACACCUCCCUGGAUCUCAGCUCCCGAACCGAUGUGAUGACAUCGACGGACUGGGGAGCUCCCAUUUUGUGGGACGGGAUGUUUGAUCCUGACACCUACGACAAGUAUCACCAAAAAAUGGGCACCUCUGUGGCACUGACUGUGUUCGCCGUCGGGAGAUAUCAGGAAGCGUACCUGAUAGAUCUGCUGUCCUCAGCGGAACUCCACUUCAUGGAGGGUUUACCGGUGACGUACUACGUGUUCACCGACGCCCCAGAGAAUGUGCCGGGGCUCCAGCUGAAGGCUGGCCGGGCCCUGAAGAUCAUCAAGGUCAAGAGGCACGAGCGCUGGGAGGACAUCUCCAUGAUGCGCAUGAAGACCCUCGCGGACACCAUCAAGAGACGCAUCCGUCACGGCCACCGGUACGUCUUCUGCCUGGACGUGGACAUGGUCUUCGCCGGUCGCUUCGGCUCGGAGGCACUCGGGGAGUCGGUUGCCCUGCAGCACUCCUCCUUCUACAACACCCCCAAGGUAAGGUACACCUACGACCGCAACCCCAACUCCACGGCCUGCAUGGAGACUGGGGACCUGUACUACCACGCGGCCGUGUUCGGGGGCACGUGGGAGUCCGUGGCGAACCUGACCGAGAGCUGUCACCGGGGCAUAAUGACGGACAAGAGGAACGGGGUGGAGGCUCUGUGGCACGACGAGAGCCACCUCAACAAGUACUUCUGGCUCAACAAGCCCAGCAGAGUGCUCUCGCCAGAGUACGGCUGGAACCCCCUCAACGGGCCCAGCCGAGAGAUACACGUCAAGCGGCUGCUCUGGGCUGAGAAACACCACAGCGAACUCAGGACCUAG